This is a messenger RNA of Prinia subflava (tawny-flanked prinia), 3961 nucleotides long. Its product is annotated as MAP7 domain-containing protein 2-like. Gene Ontology annotation, cellular component: microtubule cytoskeleton. NCBI's taxonomy places the organism in Eukaryota, Metazoa, Chordata, Aves, Passeriformes, Cisticolidae. The transcript is spliced from 20 exons. The coding region runs from base 80 to 2674 and encodes 864 amino acids. Gene Ontology annotation, biological process: microtubule cytoskeleton organization. The record is from RefSeq and is a predicted model, not a curated record.
GGGCGGGCGCGGGCGGAGCCUGCGCACUGCGCCGCGCGCGCCGCGGCCCGCCCGGCACUCCCGCGGCCCGGCGCUGAAGAUGGCGGAGGGCGGCGCGGCGCCCCCGUCCUGCGCUUCGUCCUCCUCCUCCUCCUUGAAGGGGCUGCGGGAGCAGAUGGUUGCUGCAGCCCAAGCCAUAGCAGAAGAAAGAAGAAGCCAAAGUGGCAUUAACCCUCUUGCAGUCCAGACCUCAAUAAAGACAGCAACUAAACCAGUGAUAGAUGGUUCUAUGCUAAGAACAGAAGAAAAGCAAAGGCUGGCCCGGGAGCGUAGAGAAGAGCGGGAAAAGCAACAUGCUGCCAAAGAGAUACAAAUCCUUGAAAAAGAGAGAAAAGCAAAACUCCAGUAUGAAAAACAGUUAGAAGAAAGGCAGAGAAAGCUAAAAGAAAUGAAGCAAAAAGAGGAACAACGGAGGGCAGCAGUAGAAGAAAAGAGGAAACAAAAAAUAGAGGAGGAAAAGGAGCGCUAUGAAGCAGUUCUGCAUCGCACCUUGGAGCGGAAUCAGCGGCUGGAAACACGACAGAAGAGAUGGUCAUGGGGGGGGUCUGUAACUCCAGACUCAGAAGGCAAAACAGAACAACAGAGCACAGAUGAAGGUGGAACUGGUGCCAGCAAGCGCUCGCCCUCCACAGCCAACCUCAAACAGGCAGAGGCUGCCGUGAGCAAAUGCCUGUCGUCGUCUGCAGCUCCUUUAAAUGCCUCAGAUCGAAGUACCACAAAGAGAAGUGCAUCAUUAAACAGACUGAAUAACAAAGUCCCUCCACAUUCCCAGCAGUCAGCACCCAAAGGUUCGCAGGUGGAACAGAAAGGAGGAGCAGAAAAGAAGAGGAGCACAUCUCUGAGUAGAAUGAGUAGUAAACCCCAAUCCUCUCCAGAACUAGAAAAAGUGAAAAAGGAAGAAAAACCAGCUCGCCGCUCCCAGAUCAGUCCCCUGGACAGUAGCAUAAUCAGCCGCCUCCUCGCCCCCACACAGGCCUCCCUAGCUAGGAGUAAAAGUGCUGCUACCUUGUCGGCUGAUGGACAGGACCCCUCAGAAUCUCACCUCUGUCCUCGUUCAGCUUCAGCCAGUUCCAUCAAUUCCCCAGUCCCAGCUCCUAAAGUGCCGGUGCGCAGCCGUAGCAUCGACAGAUUGAAGUCCUCUGUGUCUUCAUCUGAUGCAAGUUCACCUGAUUCAACCCAGAAAUCAGAGACAGAAAAACCAUCCCCAGGUUCUGGUUUGAGGCGCCCACCCUCACCAUCCUUGUCUGCCCGUAGAAGAUCCCCCUCUCCUGCUAAUUUGGUGAAGCGUCCUCCGUCCCCUUCUGCAGUCAGACAGAAGACUCGCCCACCUUCACCUGGUGUGUCGAAACAAAGGCCACCAUCUCCUACUCCAGUCUCUAAAUCAGCACCCAUCCAGCGUCCAUCUCUCACACCAGGUGUUAUAAACAUUACCAAAAAGAAAACUGAAGCAGAGAGCAAACCAAAGGAUAAGAGCACAGAAGGAGUAGGACAAGAGCAAGGUGCUUCCCCAGCCUCGGAGAAGGAUGCAGGAGCAGCUAGCACAAAGACCAAAGAAGAAUCAGGUAGCAAAACAGUAGCAGGGACCACCACAGCUGAAGAAGCUGCUAAAAUCUUGACAGAGAAGCGACGUCUGGCACGGGAGCAAAGAGAGCGUGAAGACCAAGAAAGAAUUCAGAGACAAGAAGAAGAAAGAAUCAGAGAAGAAGAAAUGGCCAGGAGAGCAACAGAGGAAAAAGCACGACAGGAGGAGGAGCUCCAGAAGCAGGAGGAGGAAAAGAGACUGACUUAUGAAGAACAGCAAAGACAAGCUGAAGAGGAGAGGACCCGCCGGGAGCAGGAAGAGCAGGAAAAACUCGCAGAGCUUCAGCAGCAGAGAGAAGAAGCUGAAGCAAAAGCUCAAGAGGAGGCUGAAAGACAGCGACUGGAGAGAGAGAGGAUUAUGCAGCAAAAUAUGCAAGAAAGGCUUGAAAGAAAAAAGAGAAUUGAAGAAAUAAUGAAAAGAACACGAAAAUCGGAUCAAAACGAAUCCAAGUUGCAGAAUGAAGGGAAGUCUGCCUCGGAGGUGAUGGAGGGAGAGGAUAUUGAGGAGGAGGAAGAUUUGGGUCUUGAGAAGACUGAUCAACCAGGAAAGCUAAAUGGUGUUGACUUGCUCCAGGAAGCCAAGGGGGAGGCAGAGGAUUGUUUAGAGACUGCACAAAGCAUGAUCUCCGCAGAAUUUGAGGCACAAGAUGAGUCAGAGUUGAAGGCCAGUGAAGUGUUCAUGAAUGGAAGUGACUUGAAAAGUGACGAGGGGACUCUAUCUGUUACUGAAGUGAAGGAUUCCAGCCAUCCUGAAAAAGAAAUGGUUAUUGAUGACUCGGGGAAGUUGGGUGUUCAUGAAGCUGAUCAUGCAAUUGGACUUAUUCAGAAUCUUAAUGGAAAAUCUGGUUCAUGGACUUUUGAGGAGUUUAUUGACGUUGGAGUACAUUCCAAGUCAACCAAACUGAGCUCGGACAGCAUCUCUGCUGGUAACUGUAAUCAAAACUUGAAUGAUGCUGCUACAGUACCUUCUAGUCCCAAUUUGGCUUUUGAGGAAGAUGGUGCAGUGAAUUCAUUGACCAAACCUAUAGAUGCUUCAUCAGGUAAUCCAAGCUGACUUCCCUGUCUGUCUCUUCCCCUGGCUAGGGAAUUCACUUACUUGCAUUUUGCUCUCCUUGCCUUAACUACAGCUUCUUAUUUUCAAGGCACUUUUUCCAAUGUGUAGACUGGAGGGGAAGGCUCUUUCUUUAGUGCUUUUAACUUGAAUUCUGUCAAAAGGAGUCACUCACCAACUGAUGCCUUAAAGUUUGGCUAAAGCCCAACAGGAUGGCUCUUCCAAAGACACAGCUGAGCCCUUAUGAAGUUCCAAACAGCAUUGAAGCUCCUACAUUGUAAUUUAAGGUUUUUCUAAGAUACGUUAAAUGACACAUGUUACUUUUGAAGAUACAAAAAGGUUUAAAAGGUGUCUGAUGUAACUCUACACACAAGACCUUUCCACUCCUAGGCAUGUUCUGGUUUUGGUGCUGACCUGCGUGGUCUUACAAGGUCUCUUCAGACUCUUAGCAGUGUAUUAGCUGUCCUCUCUACUUACUAUAGAACAGUCUUUCACUUCACUGAGGCAAGUUAUGCCAACCUGAAAUUCCACAGAUGGUUGUGUUACCUUUUGGGAGGAGUAAUAAAGCUGUACACACACAAAAUAUUCUGAAUCUUCUGAAAGAGGCAGGACUGCAUCUCAAGCCCUGAUGCAGUACAGUGCAUAAUGUGUCAGAGAAGCUUCAAGAAGCCAGUUUAUGUAAGACGGGACUUCUCUGGUGUGGGAGCCAAACCCCAAAGGGCUGUUUUCACAGGAGAUCUCUUUUCACGGGAUAAAUGACUGUGUGAUCAGUUGAAGUGACUGCUAGGGGAUAAACAAGACUUGCUGUCCAAUUUCCUUCCAGUGAUGUGUAGCACUUUCUUUGAUUAAAGUGUAGCUCUUUUCUAGACUGAACUGUUUCCCGAGUCUCCUCUGUCACUCUGCGUCUUGCAAAUUUUAAUUUCAUGGGCACACCCUGAUGGAGGCUUCCCUUGAGGCCACAACAGACUGGGCCAUGGGAAUAGACAAUUUAUUGUGGUUCUGCUGAUCACUGUUCUGUGUGAUCAGACUCAUUAACUUUGUAGUGAAGGAAGUGUGGCCUUUUAAUUUAGAAUUUGAAAAUUUUUAGACAUAAUACAGUUUAAGAAUUCAACACAUAACUUUGAAAACUAAUAUUCCUGUAAAAAGAAAAAAAAACUACUGUGCUGGUUUUGGACUGUAAGUGACCAAGUGGUUCUGUGCUCACUCCUGGAUGUAGACUGACAGUGAUGAUGGAUGCAUGUGGCAUACACAUGGUUAUGAUAGUUAAAUGUCUUCUUCUCUUUGCUCUUU